AUGGCGGAGGAGGAAGUUAACUACGCUUCGGUUGUAUUCAAAAGUAAAAAUCAUCCUCCAACCCAAGCUAGAAAGGAGGAGGAAACUGUGUAUGAUGAAAUGAAGGUACAAAGCGAAACAAACGAACCAACCGCUGACACAAACGCAGGAGUUUUGCUCGACAAGAAAGCAAACAACAGACGUCUCCAGUAUCAGCGGCUGGCCUGUUGUUUGGGGAUUUUUUGUGUCAUUCUGCUGUUGGGCAUCAUAGCAGUCAUCGUCCUCUACUACCAAAGCAAGAUCACAAACCUGACUGCAGAGGUCCAGAACCUGAGAGCAGUAAACCAGCAGCUGGAGACACAGAGGAAGAACUUAACAGAAGAAAUACAAAACAUGGAGACAAACUGGAAUAAACUCAACGUCAGUCGAGCUCAGUGGAGCAUUGAUGCCUACUGCCCCAAAAUAAAUGACGAGAGAGUGUGUAAAGCUUGUCAGAAGGGCUGGUUACCCAAAGAGUCCAAGGCAACCAACUGUUAUGUGUUUCAUGACGCUAAACCUCCUGAUCAGAAAACCUGGGAAGAAGCUCUAGAAGACUGCAGAGGAAAGGGUUCAGAUCUGGUUGUUGUACAUAAUGAAGAGGAAAAGAAAACACUCAAUGAAUACAGCGAGGGUAGUUCAGGAACUAAUGGAUACUGGUUUGGCCUGAGAGCUGAAGGUGGGAGAUGGAAGUGGAUUGAUGGAAGUAAUCUGACUGUAAGCUACUGGACACCACAACCUCCUCCUCCUCCUACUGAUGGUCAGUGUGUAAUGUCUGUCCAGACCAAUAAAUGGAGAUCAGUGAACUGUACUGAGAAACAAAGAAGGAUCUGCAAAAUGAAGGCUUUAUCUGUUUAAACACUGCAGUCAGACUCUGCAUGAUAAUA
Molecule: messenger RNA, 902 nt
Organism: Perca flavescens (yellow perch)
Lineage: Eukaryota; Metazoa; Chordata; Actinopteri; Perciformes; Percidae
Product: C-type lectin domain family 4 member A-like
Exons: 7
Coding region: 1-873 (290 amino acids)
Source: RefSeq, a predicted model, not a curated record